UAGGCCAGAGAUGAGUCAUUUACAUCCAAUGAGAGAAAAACAGCCUUCAGAGACUUCGUCCAUUGGCCAGCGAGAGUGUCAAUUCCCAGGCUCCUGCCGCGCGCCGGCGUUCCCUUCUAGGCGGGAAAAGUUCAGCUGAGAGCUACAAAAGAGCAGCCUUUCCGGCACCUGCGAAUCUAGAGCGGUGGGCACUGACUGGCACGUGCACUCUGUGGACAGACUCUCCGGUUCUACUCCAGUCCCUGUUACUCCUUUUUGGCCAGAAAUUCAAGGAUACUGUCAUGAAGCGGACAUGUGCUGACACACCUGUUGAUCAUUGUCUAUCCGGCAUAAGAAAGUGUAGCAACACCUUUAAGCCUGAAAGUGAAGUCAGCAAGCAUGAAACAGCCCUUGAAAUGCAGAAUCCAAAUUUGAACAACAAAGAAUGUUGUUUCACCUUUAGUUUGAAUGAAAACUCCAGAAAAUUAGACCGUAGUGUGUUUACAGCAUAUGGUAAACCCAGUGAGAGUAUCUACUCAGCCCUGAGUGCUAAUGACUAUUUCAGUGAAAGGAUGAAGAAUCAGUUUAAUAAAAAUAUUAUUGUUUAUGAAGAAAAGACAAUAGAUGGACAUAUAAAUUUAGGAAUGCCUCUCAAGUGCCUGCCUAGUGAUUCUCAUUUUAAAAUUACAUUUCAUCAAAGAAAGAGUAGCAAAGAAGAUGGACACAUAUUACGCCAAUGUGAAAAUCCAAACAUGGAAUGCAUUCUUUUUCAUGUUGUUGCUAUAGGAAGGACAAUAAAGAGGAUUGUUAAGAUAAAGGAACUUCAUGAAAAAGGAAGUAAACUUUGUAUUUAUGCCUUGAAGGGUGAGACUAUUGAAGGAGCCUUAUGCAAGGAUGGCCGUUUUCGGUCUGACAUAGGUGAAUUUGAAUGGAAACUAAAGGAAGGUCAUAAGAAAAUUUAUGGAAAACAGUCCAUGGUGGAUGAAGUAUCUGGAAAAGUCUUAGAAAUGGACAUUUCAAAAAAAAAAUUACAACGGAAAGAUAUCCAUAAAAAAAUUAAACAGAAUGAAAAUGCCACUGAUGAAGUUAAUCACCAGAGUCUGAUACAACCUAAGAAAAAAGUCCAUGAACCAGAGAAAGAUGGAGAGACCAAAGAUGUAGAACACAGCAGAGAGCAAAUUCUCCUACCUCAGGAUCUAAGCCAUUAUAUUAAAGGUAAAACUCACCAGACAAUUCCCAGGAUUAGAAAUUAUUACAUUCAUAGUUUGACCCGAAAAUAUUCGCAAAUAAACUCACAAGUUAGGCGGAGACCACAUCUGGGUAGGCAGUAUGCUAUUAAUCUGGAUGUCCAAAAGGAGGCAAUUAACCUCUUAAAGAAUUCUCAAAUGUUGAAUGAAGCCAUUAUGCAUCAGUAUCCGAAUUUUAAGGAGGAGGCACAGUGGAUAAGAAAAUAUUUUCAGGAAGAACAAAAGAGAAUGGAUCUUUCACCAUCUAAGCAAUUCAACAUAUAUAAAAAGGACUUUGGAAAAAUGACUGCAAAUUCUGUUUCAGUUGCAACCUGUGAACAGCUUACAUAUCAUAGCAAGUCAGUUGGGUUCAUGCAGUGGGACAAUAAUGGAAACACAGGCAAUGCUACUUGCUUUGUCUUCAAUGGUGGUUAUAUUUUCACCUGUCGACACGUUGUACAUCUUAUAGCAGGUGAAAACACAUAUGAAAGUUUGUGGCCAGAUAUAAUUACCAAAUGUGCUAAGGUAACCUUCACUUAUACAGAGUUCUGCCCUACUCCUGACAAUUGGUUUUCCAUUGAGCCAUGGCUUUUUUCCAAUAAAACUCUAGAUUAUGCCAUUCUAAAACUAAAAGAAAAUGGAAAUGCAUUUCCUCCAGGACUAUGGCGACAGAUUUCUCCUCAACCAUCUACUGGUUUGAUUUAUUUAAUUGGUCAUCCCCAAGGCCAAAUCAAGAAAAUAGAUGGUUGUACUGUGAUUCCUCUAAAUGAACGAUUGAAAAAAUAUCCAAACGAUUGUCAAGAUGGGUUGGUAGAUCUCUGUGAUACCACCAGUAAUGUAUACCCUAUGUUUACGCAAAGAAGUUUCCUGUCAGAGGUUUGGAACAUGCACACGCUUAGUUAUGAUACUUGUUUCUCUGAUGGGUCUUCAGGCUCCCCAGUGUUUAAUGCAUCUGGCAAAUUGGUUGCUUUGCAUACCUUUGGUCAUUUUUAUCAACGUGGAUGUAAUGUGCAUGCCCUUAUUGAGUUUGGUUAUUCUAUCGAUUCUAUUCUUUGUAAUAUUAAAGAGACAAAUGAGAGCUUGUAUAAAUUAUUAAAUGAUGAGAAACUUGAGACCUGCAAUGAAGAGAAAGGUAAACAAGAGUCAUUACUUCAAGAUCAUCAGAUUGAACCCAUGGAAUGUUAGAAAAAAGAUGCUGUCUUCAAGAAAAUAUGCCAAUAAUUACUGGCAAAGAUUUCAUGACAAAGACACCCAAAGCAAUUGCAACAAAACCAAAAAUUGGCAAAUGGGACCUAGUUAAAGCUUCUGCACAGCAAAAGAACCUAUCAACAUGCUAAACACACAACCUACAGAAUGAGAGAAAAUAUUUGCAAACUAUGCAUCCAGCAAAGAUUGAAUAUUCAGAAUCCUGCUACAACCACACACAUUAAAGAUCUCAAAUCACCUGAUCCUACUAUUGCAAAUAAAUCUCCACUGAGUUACUCAUGUAAGUGUUUUAUAGGAUAAAUCGGUUGCAAAAACUUGUUUUUAAACAGCAUGCAAAUAAAGCCUGCUCUUCACGGCCCCAAUUCUGAAAGCCCUGUCAUAUAUCACUGCUUGAGCUUACCUGCUGUAUGACCUCUGCCUCCAUCCCUCUGAACCAACGAUGGGUUUCACAAGACGAACCAGAAACACAGUGGUUCCGAGUGGUUAUAAUACGAUUUAUUUGCCACCUAAAUUUUAGGUAAAAAUUAUCACUGGAAUGUUCAGGAACUGGGCACAUAGACCCUGGAAUUUUGCAACAGCAAACACAUCUGAAUUUAGAAUCUAUAUCUCAAAUGUUACCACCUCUGUGACGGCAUCCCUGAAGCCCUCUCUGUGCAACCACUGCAGCCUGUUCACUUCGGUAUUAUGUCUAUAACUCUGUUUUUAAAUUUUUUUACUUUUACUCAUCUACUAGAUUGUGACUUAAUGGAUGGUGAGGACAAUGUUAGAUUCAUCUUGGCAAUCCCAAUGCUUAACACUAUAUCUGGCAUGCACGAAAAUUUCCUCCAAAAAGACUGAAUU
This is a messenger RNA of Piliocolobus tephrosceles (Ugandan red Colobus), 3251 nucleotides long. It is a transcript of the gene FAM111B, whose product is annotated as FAM111 trypsin like peptidase B. Lineage: Eukaryota; Metazoa; Chordata; Mammalia; Primates; Cercopithecidae. The record is from RefSeq and is a predicted model, not a curated record. Gene Ontology annotation, cellular component: nucleus; chromatin. Gene Ontology annotation, biological process: DNA replication. Bases 282 to 2390 code for a protein of 702 amino acids. The transcript has 3 exons.